This is a messenger RNA of Anopheles cruzii, 964 nucleotides long. RefSeq names its product stromal cell-derived factor 2. Bases 69 to 731 code for a protein of 220 amino acids. The record is from RefSeq and is a predicted model, not a curated record. The transcript has 4 exons. NCBI's taxonomy places the organism in Eukaryota, Metazoa, Arthropoda, Insecta, Diptera, Culicidae.
CCCGUUGCGGUUUGCUCGUGAUAAGUUUACCUAGCAGUCCAACGAAAUAUCGAUCUAACGUAACAAAGAUGACCGGCAGCAGCACAAUACCAUUUCUAGUCAUAGUUUUCAGUUUUGUAAGCCCCAUAGACGUAACGCUCGCGGCCCGCAACAGCCGACAUGUAACCUGCGGCACGGUACUAAAGUUGCAAAAUGUUGACUACAAUGUGAGGUUACAUUCUCAUGACGUAAAAUAUGGCACCGGUUCGGGGCAGCAAUCCGUCACGGCCACGGAACUGCAAGAGGACGUAAACAGCCACUGGGCCGUGAAGGCUGCCACCGGGAAGCACUGUGAGCGAGGGGAGCCGGUCAAAUGCGGUGACACGAUCCGGCUGCACCAUUCGGUGACGAACAAAAAUCUUCACUCGCACCACUUCCAGAGCCCGUUGUCGGGAAAUCAAGAAAUCUCUGCCUAUGGUGACGACCACGGGCAAGGCGAUAGCGGCGAUCACUGGGUAUUGAUCUGCUCCGGUGACAGCUGGCUGCGCUCGAAUCCGGUCCGGUUCCAGCACAAGGACACGAAUAUGUAUCUGGGUGUGUCAGGUCGUACAUUCGGUCGGCCAAUCAACGGACAAAUGGAGGUGGUCGGUGUUCCGAAUCCGUACUCGGGCACGGAAUGGGUGGCCGCCGAGGGACUGUUUAUACAUCCCACGGAGAAGGACAGUGGGCCGCGAGUUCACACGGAGCUAUAGGAGCGCCGGCUGUUAUUUAUUUCGGAAAGGCACACAAACACACCCCAGGAAUAGCUCAAUCGAAGGCGGUUUAUUGUAUGACGAAACCAACUGACUUUAGUGUCCAAAGCACUGCUCGGAUUCCUUCGGAAGAAUCCUGCGAAAAAUAAACCAACGCGGACACCUAAGCAGUUUUCUUUCUUUUGUUUUUGGUUUAUUCAAAUUUAUUGGUGCCAUUUGGUUGGAAAAUGGUU